This is a messenger RNA of Chaetomium globosum CBS 148.51, 609 nucleotides long. RefSeq lists its product as uncharacterized. Gene Ontology annotation, cellular component: CTDK-1 complex. The record is from RefSeq and is a predicted model, not a curated record. Bases 1 to 609 code for a protein of 202 amino acids. Lineage: Eukaryota; Fungi; Ascomycota; Sordariomycetes; Sordariales; Chaetomiaceae. The transcript is spliced from 2 exons. Gene Ontology annotation, biological process: positive regulation of transcription by RNA polymerase I; positive regulation of DNA-templated transcription, elongation.
AUGGCAGACCCGUUUGAAGUGCGCAUGCGGUUUACUAACCAGCUGCGCCAGCUCAACGCAUCUGUGACAUCGGCUCAGAAGGCAGCACAGUAUGCUUUGAAAUACCGAGACAUGGCCGAGGACUUGCACUCGUGCAUCCUGGAACAGCUCGAAAGAGUCCUCCACGCACUCCAGAGCAAGAAUUUUCUCGAGGCCCAAGCCGUAACCCAAAUCGAAGAAGUGCUCAAAGAGCGCGACGCUUCAGCCCAAGACAUCGCCAUGUCCUCACCUCCUCUCAACGGAGACGGCAUCCCCGAUAAUCUCGGCGACAUGCCCCCGUCACGCACGCUGCCGCCUUACAACAAGAAGGGCAAUGGUCCCCCGAAGCUGGACAAGAAGCAGACCGAGCAGCGGAUCGAGGAGGACCGGGAGCGGCACAAGCGGCAGAGGGAAAACAUUUGGGCGGUUCCGCCCGGCGAGGACGCCGAGAUGGAGAAGCUCUGGGAAGAGACGAGUGAUCUUGGGGAGGACGACCAUCGGAUGGGAGAGGAGGAGUGGGCGGAAUGGGAGGCUGAGUUCGAAGCGCGGAAGUGUUCGCAUCGUAAGGAGGGCGCUAAUGGUGCGCAUUGA